This is a messenger RNA of Schistosoma rodhaini, 2778 nucleotides long. The record is from the annotation of a GenBank genome assembly. Lineage: Eukaryota; Metazoa; Platyhelminthes; Trematoda; Strigeidida; Schistosomatidae.
AAUGUGUGCAAUUCUUAAUUAACUCACUCGUAAAUCUAGGUUAAACUGGUGAAUUGUGAACGACAUUCAAGUGUCACAAUAAUUAUCAUUUAUUCAAGCUACAACGAUAAAUAAAAUGAAAUGGAUUAGUAAAAUCGCUUACGGAACGGGUCAAAUGCUUAAAGAUCUUGUUGUGGGAUUUAUAUUUGUAUUCUACAUAAUAUUCUAUGAAGGAUGUAUCAGUCUGAGCAGUUCACAAGUUGGGGCAUUAUUAUUGUGUGGUCAGAUUGUCAAUGGAUUAGCCACACCAUUGAUUGGUUAUUUAUCAGAUCGUUCACUCGGUUCAACUGAAAAAUCGACAGCUGAUCACCAGUCGAUAACAUGUGAAGAUGAAAGUGUAAAGAAGGAUAAGAGGUUGUUGAAUCGAAUGAAACGGCAGUUGAGACUUGGACCGAGAAAGUCAUGGCAUUUAGCUGGAUGUUUAUUGUUAGUUAUUGCCUUUCCAUUGAUGUUUGGACAACCGGAAUAUUUAGUUAGGCUUCCAGUUUGGGCGAAGUUAUUGAUCAAUGGCAUGUUUAUGAUUUGUAUUCAGGUUGGUUUUGCAGCUGUACAAAUUCCUCACUUAUCAAUUAUCAAUGAUUUGACAGAUCAACAUGAUGAACGAGUAUUACUUGCCUCAUUACGAUAUUUCUUCAGUGGAAUCGGCCACAUAACUAUGUUGCUUAUAACAUAUUUAUUUUUCAUAUCAAAAAAAUCCAGUUUGUUAAUUUUGAAAUCAGUAAAUGAAACUGACAACAAUGCGAACAGCAGUCAACUAUUCACGAAAUCAUUGCGAACAACUAACAAUAAUGUUCAAAGUGAUAAUCAGUCGACAAAUGUUGGAAAACAGUCAGUUGUACAUUCAGAAUACAAUACGACAAUUCAAGAUUUGCCUAUAUUUCGAAAUGUUGCAUUGAUUCUUGUUGGGAUUGGAGUAUUAUUCACAAUAAUCUUCCAUUGUGGUGUUCGUGAAGGUAAACCGAAAGCACACCAAUUUUUCACAAUACAAUCCUAUGAAAAAACAUCAAGUGAAUUCCCAGAAGUGAAUGGCACAAACAACAAUAACGGGUUCAAUAAUGAUAAUUCUGUUGUGGUUUUUCAAAUCAAAUCUAGACGCAAACGGACCUACAGCCUUUCAUCUACACUGCCUUGGUAUGCUUGGUUUACACUACCAAGAUUUUGGCUGAGCUGUUCUACAUGCAGUAUACUGCGACUUGGUGUAACUGUUUCUGUGUUGUACAGUGGUCCAUUUUUGUUGAAUUCAUUAAAAAUGAAUAAAAGUUCAAUGGUUUCUGUUCAAUUAGUUAAUACAAUUUCUUGUUUGAUCACGUCAGUUGCUGUACAGAGAAUCAAUAAAUUACUCGGGAAUUAUAUUGGUUCAGUCGUCGGUGUUCUGUUUACCCUUGGAUUAUGUACAAUAGCUUACUUUUUAAAAUCAGCCGAUGAAAACCUCAUAGCAAUCUAUGUUUCUGCAGCCAUUCUAGGCAUUGGUAACACAAUCAAUAAUGUUCGAGCAGUGGUUGUGAUUGCAACAUUGAUCGGUGUAAAUCAAGUACACACAGCAGCAUUUGUUCAUGGGAUCGCAUCAUUGUUUGACAAAAUCUUGACUGGUAUCUUCAUUCAAUGCAUACAACUCUGUGUACCUCAGUUAACUUAUAGACAUAUAGAGGUGUAUAUUGUAGGCAGUUUGGCAGUAUUCGGUGGUAUUCUAACGACAAUUGAUCAUUUCAUUUACUCAGAGACUUUAGAAAGUACAAAUGCACCUUGUCUUUCAUGUUUUAGUCGAAGAUCAACUUCAUCAUUGUCUUCGUCAUCAUCGAAAUUUCAGGGUGACAAAGACAUCGAGUCUAACAUUCAAACAUCCCAUCACGGUGUUAACAAUGAUAAAGAAAAUAACGAUAACUGUGGAUAUUAAUAAGCAUAUUUAUGUACAUAAACACAAACCAAAAAUCUUUCAUCAUAAAAAAGUAUUCUCUAUUUUAAAUUUCUCUAUCAAUAUUCAAUCCAUCGGUUUAUCACUGAAUAUUCAUCUACUAUUCCUUUCAAAGAAACAUGUCUUAGCAUUAAACCCGGCCAAUUACCACAUGACUUUUUCGUCAGUCGAUAUACGACUUAUGCAAUGCGGCAAGAACACUCGGUAUUGGUUCCAUCUGGAGAAAGUUAAUUCGAAAUCAUUCAUGUGCUUCUUUAGUUGCUGUACGCACUUGGUUACAUCAGUCACAACACUCUUAACUGAAGCGAAAAUUUCUCCGGCUAAACGUCAAGUAGUUGCGUACACCAACUCAGCUGGACAACACCCAAUAUCCCGUUCAAUUGUUGCUCUUAUACAUAACAUGACUAAGGGCAGCUUAUUUGCCUAAUCGCUGUUAACAAGGACGGUCGUUAGAGAUGCCUGUAACUAUCUGUGAAAGCGUCCAACUGUUAUAUCCUAGAGAAGACACGAGUACGGGUAAUUUCCGGGACCUAUUAAUGGAUGAUUAUUCUAUAUAUAUUCUUAUUAUAUAACUAUUCAGUGAUUAGAUUAUGUAUAUUCGUAUCCAUUUUAUUAUAAGCUCAGUUUUGACCUAUGGAUUAUUAUUAUACAAUUUACUGUCCCUAAAUUAUAUUUUCUUUUUACUGACUAUUUUCUCCCACGUUCACAGCCACAUUUGGCUUGAUCCUGUACAAAUAUUAUCUUCUAUUUUAUAGUGUGAUGUGGUCUGUCUGUCUGGUAUAUAAACCGAGUAUAUUUGAAAUAAUUUAUUCGUAUAGCUAUAGCUG